Messenger RNA from Raphanus sativus (radish), 1368 nucleotides. Its product is annotated as RHOMBOID-like protein 13. The coding region runs from base 251 to 1060 and encodes 269 amino acids. Gene Ontology annotation, cellular component: membrane. The transcript has a single exon. Lineage: Eukaryota; Viridiplantae; Streptophyta; Magnoliopsida; Brassicales; Brassicaceae. Gene Ontology annotation, molecular function: serine-type endopeptidase activity. The record is from RefSeq and is a predicted model, not a curated record.
AGGAAACCUUUUCUUUCUGAAAAAAAUCAGGAACUAGUUAGCGCGAACUCUAAGAAUCGAAUCGAAUCGAAUCGAAAUCGAGAGAUCAUUCGUUAUCCUUCUGGAGAACACUUGCAGAUUCUCGAUUGGGUCGGCACGAUUAGCUGAAAAGGUCACAGCUUUAGUCUCAAUCCGCCAAAAAGUCAGUUCUUUUUCUCUCUCUCUCUCAGAUCUUGCAGUGUCGGUUACUGGCAGAUUUCGAAUUACUAGAAUGGGAAGGCCUUUGCUUUACGACAUCAUCGAGAAACCCGCAACGAGCUGCAUCGUAACCCUAUGCAGCUUAAUCUGGUUUCUGAUUCAGAAGAAGAGUAUUGGUUACCCCCAAGUUGGGUUGAGCUACGAGACCGCGGUCCAAGGGCAUUACUGGAGGAUGAUCACCUCUGCUUUCUCUCAUAUAAGCGUCUUGCAUCUCGUCUUCAACAUGAGUGCCUUGUGGAGUCUCGGUGUUGUUGAACAGCUUGGUCACUUAGGUCUCGGAACUGCUUAUUACCUUCACUACACUCUUGUUCUCGUCGUCUUCUCUGGCGUUUUGGUGAUUGGGAUGUACCAUCUGCUGAUCGGUAGGUUCAAGAUCGAGUAUUUCAGGAGGGUUACGGCUGUGGGUUACUCUUGUGUUGUGUUUGGUUGGAUGACGAUUUUGUCUGUGAAGCAGCCUUCUUCGAAGUUUGAUCUUUUUGGUGUUCUGUCUCUUCCCAUUAGCUUUGCGCCCUUUGAGUCGCUUAUUUUUACUUCUAUUAUUGUUCCGCAAGCUAGCUUCCUGGGACAUUUGUCGGGGAUACUGGUUGGUUAUGCUGUUUCCUGGGGUUUGAUUGGUGGGAUGAACAACUACUGGGCGGUUACCAUGCUUGGUUGGAUCGUUGUGGUGUUUGUCUUCAGUUUGAAGAAGUCUGGUGCUUAUGAUUUCAGUUUUCUGGAGAUUGAGUCGGUUAGUGAUGCUUCUUUGCCUUCACUGCGGUUUGUUGGAAACGGACGGACCUUGCAAGCCAGUGCGGUUCCUCUUAGUGGGGUGGAAGUUAUAUGAAGAUCUAUUGUAUCUUCUUGUCAUCAAGGUACUAGAUGAAGACAGACUUGAGGGUUGGCAACCAAGUGAAGAGAUCAUUAAGGCUUUGCGUGAACUGCUGCAUGUAUAAUCAAGUUAGUGUUGUUUAAGCAUAUCAUUACAGAUGAAUAGGACAGUCUUAUGUUUGAUGUAUAGUUGCCAAAAAGGGUCCCCUGUCUUUACCGUAAGAUUACAUUCACUACUAGACCUUCACAUUUAUUUAACUAUGAAAAAAGCAUGCUACCAAACAUUCUUGUUGUUUCUUUGAUAUAUUGUAUAUGUUUUUAUCA